Messenger RNA from Rhopilema esculentum, 2941 nucleotides. RefSeq lists its product as uncharacterized. NCBI's taxonomy places the organism in Eukaryota, Metazoa, Cnidaria, Scyphozoa, Rhizostomeae, Rhizostomatidae. The record is from RefSeq and is a predicted model, not a curated record.
CUUGACGCUCCUAUAAAUUGCAAUGCAUUGGCUUUUCUUGCACAUUCUUGGAGCUGCUUCAAUAAGAAGGUUUUGUACAGCCCAAAGAAAAUGGAGACACCAUUUCUUUUACUCGUCGCAGCUUUCUGCGCAACUGUCACUGUGACAUCAGCAUCGGAUUUAGUCAAAUGCGAGAAGACAUACCAGAAUAUUGGAUGCUUUGAAGAAUACAAUCCACAGAACCUCCUAUUGAAUGAGAGGUUCAACGUUCGUUGGGGAAACAUUGAAGCCUUUAUACAACAUUUGGCAUGCCUUUGUGGUGCAAAAGCCAGGGAAGAAAACAAACGCAGAAGUGCGGACAACGUUUUCAAGGGUUUUGCUUUGCAUUACUGGGGUGUGUGUUAUGGAAAGACGAAAGCUGACCUUGACGGCUUAAAAUUCAAGUCAGAAUCGCAUAAAUGCACUGGCAGCCAGGAAUACAAUGGAUGUAAAAAGGAGCACAGCCACUGUGUUGGACAUGGAUAUGCUGAUUACGUCUACCAGCUAGUAGAGAACUCUACUGAAGCAAACGUAAAUGGAGGCUAUUCUGAUUGGGAGGCUUGGACACCCUGCAAGGGAGAGUGUGGAACAGGAAUAAAGCUGAGAGAGAGAACUUGCACCAAACCAGAACCAAAAGGAAAGGGAAAAGACUGCUCUGAACUUGGACCAAACACCGAGAGGGAAGCCUGUGAGACUGGUAUCCCAUGUCCAGUCGAUGGUGGUUUCUCUGCAUGGGCAGCUUUUGGGGCUUGCAGUCAAUCCUGUGGAGGAGGUAAUCAAACGAGAAGUCGUCGAUGCGAUAACCCUGAACCAGCGCACGGAGGAAAGAACUGCGAAGGAGCAUUGAGUGAAGUCAAGCCUUGCAAGAACGACUUAUGUCCUGGUUCUGACGGUAUUUCAAAGGCACAGGAUCUCGUAAGAGACUUCUUGAUUGGUUUCCACAACACAAGCUACCCAGACAAGAAACCUUCCGGAAAAUUCCACCAGGCUAUUUUGGCAAUCCAGAGAGCUGUAGCCAAUGAAUUCGCACUCGGAACAACAGGCAAGAAUCUUCAAGAGAGACUUGAUGACUUGAAAGACUUUCUCAAAGUAGCAACAGCUGGAGGAAGCAUUGACUUUGCAAGAGUUACUCUCGGAAAAGGACUCUAUGUGUUCAUGAAGAAAAAGAUAGAAGAAGGUCUGCCAAUAGACAAACUUAAUGAAGCUUCCAGUGGCUACUUGGACUCUAUCAAACGAGAAAUUGGUGAGGAUAAAUUUGGCCAGCUGAUGCUUGUAGAUGGUGAUGCCUCUCUGAUUUUUACAGUUGACACAACUGGCAGUAUGAGAGACGAGAUCAACGCGGCCAAAGGGAUCGCUAACUCUAUCAUCAACAUGGAGAGAAAGUUCCCAGUCGAUUACGUCCUCUCGCCAUUUAAUGAUCCAGCUGUUGGACCAGUAACUCACAAAAACGAAUCAAACAAGCAAGAAUUUAUCAGUGCCAUCCAAGGCCUGCGUGUCACUGGCGGAGGCGACUGCCCUGAAAUGGCAUUCGGAGGUAUGAUUGAGGCAUAUGUUGCAAACCCAAAGCUUGGCUCGCCUAUGUUUGUCUUCACUGAUGCUGGGGCUAAAGAUGAUACUUUUGAAAAGAUAGAGGGACUCAAGACCUUGGCUGACCAAUAUUCUACAACCAUCAACUUUUUCACAAACUACAGGGGCUGCGGUGAUGCUAAGGCAAUAAAGAGCUACCAAGAGAUUGCAGCAUAUACAUCUGGCCAGAUAUUCCCACUGCAGAGCCACUCAGAGAUCUCCAAGUUUACAAGCUUUGUAAAGAGCAGUUUGGAGGGUGGGACGACAAUUGCCAAGAGCACUUACACAACAUCGAGAAGGCGAUCAGCUGCAGCAGAAGGCUACUUCUUCGUCGAUGAUGACAUUCAAACUUUGCUCAUUUCCCUCAACGUGAAAAAUGCAAACACUGCUCAAAAUGUCAAGUUGUUUGAUUCUACUGGCAAGGCCUACAGUGCCCAAUCAACAACAGCAUACAGUCAAAUAUACAGCGUGGACAAUCCACUCCCAGGAAAAUGGCAUCUUCAGUUCCCAUCUGGUGCUGGAGAGCGAUCAUUCAUUGCGAAGGCAAUUGCCAAGGAGACUGUUGACUUUGUUCCUUACUUCGUUCACCAAGAGAAUGAAGGCAGCCCAGCUUUGUCUGUUUCUCACCCACUCCAAGGAGGCGAAGUAACUUUGAUGGUUCAGCUCUCGGGCAAUGGCCUAGUUGAUCAUAAAUCACUUGUUGCUGCAAUCACAAACGAAAACGGACAGGUUCUUAGUGCAGACAUUGCAUUGAAAAGCAUUGGAGGAAGUGCAGGCAUAUUCCAAGCAAAAAUAAACCCACCAGGCGGAAAAUUCAAGUUUCUAUUGAAGGGAGAAACAAAGAAAGGAAGCAACUUCCAGCGAAUGUCACAAGCCAGCUUCGAAGCAACCGAUACUGUGUUGGCGACCAUCAGCGCCGGUAACGAGUUCACAGCAUCAGCAAGCAAGGGAAGCAUCAAGGUGAAUUUGUACCUUUACAACAAGGGCAGCUCACAGAACUACAGAUUUGUAGCUACUUCAAGCCACGGUAGCAUCUCUGCUGACAGCAGUUUAUUGAUGGUUUCAGGUGGAAAGAACAGUACCGCAAGCUUCACAUUCAAUCUCCCAAGCAACGCCCGUUCUUUGGUUGGCAAGACAACCAAUGUCGCCAUCACUGCCACAGGGCAAAGUUCCAGCAAGAAAGUCCAAGCGGCAUUCGCUCUGUUGUUUGUGCCAUGAGUCUCUUGAAGCUCAUCUUUAAACCAAAACACAUAUAAGUAGAUGGAUCUCCUAUAGAAUACAUUAUGAUUACUGCUUAACAAAGAGUUUAAUUGAAAUAAAUAGUUUUAUUUAUCUUGGGCAACAGAUAAUCUUGGAA